Messenger RNA from Beta vulgaris subsp. vulgaris (sugar beet), 2261 nucleotides. Its product is annotated as probable alpha-galactosidase B. Lineage: Eukaryota; Viridiplantae; Streptophyta; Magnoliopsida; Caryophyllales; Amaranthaceae. Gene Ontology annotation, molecular function: hydrolase activity, hydrolyzing O-glycosyl compounds. The record is from RefSeq and is a predicted model, not a curated record. The transcript is spliced from 14 exons. Gene Ontology annotation, biological process: carbohydrate metabolic process. Bases 52 to 1977 code for a protein of 641 amino acids.
AACAGAUAUAUGCACUAUACUAUACUCUUCAAGUAGUAUUGAUCAGUCUCAAUGAAGAUCUUUACUUUAUGCAUUUUCUAUCUCAUCUCACAACUUCUACUUAACAGGUUAGCAUCUACAAGUUUAUGCAAUGCACAAGCCACCCAUGCUGUGACACCACCAAGAGGUUGGAAUUCUUAUGAUUCAUUUUGUUGGACAAUUUCUGAAGAAGAGUUUCUGAAAAAUGCAGAACUUGUCUCUCAACGGCUACAUGCUCAUGGAUAUGAGUAUGUUGUGGUUGAUUACCUCUGGUAUAGAAGAAAGGUGCCCGGAGCUUAUACAGAUGCUUCAGGAUUUGAUGUAAUCGAUGAGUGGGGAAGGAUGGUUCCUGACCCUGAUAGAUGGCCUUCAUCAAAGGGUGGAAAAGGAUUCACUGAAGUGGCCAAAAAAGUGCAUAGCAUGGGAUUGAAAUUCGGCAUUCAUGUUAUGAGAGGAAUAAGUGCACAGGCUGUAAAUGCUGACACACCUAUCUUGGACACUACUAAGGGAGUUGCGUAUAUAGAGGGUGGAAGGAAGUGGACAGCAAGUGAUGUAGGGUUGAAGGAGAGAAAAUGUGUGUGGAUGCCACAUGGUUUCAUGAGUGUGAAUACAAAGUUGGGAGCAGGAAAAGCAUUUCUGCGAUCACUCUAUGAACAAUAUGCUGAGUGGGGAGUUGAUUUUGGUAACUUUCAUGGCUACCUUAGUACCUUAUUGAAUGACUGUGUUUUCGGGGAUGAUUUGGAUAUUGAAGAAAUUAGUUUUGUAUCAGAGGUUCUGAGAAAACUAUCGCAUCCAAUUUUAUACUCCUUGUCCCCUGGCACGAGUGUCACACCGGCUAUGGCCAAAGAAAUUAGUGGACUGGUCAAUAUGUACAGAAUAACUGGGGAUGAUUGGGACACGUGGGGCGACGUGGCUGCACACUUUGAUGUAGCAAGAGAUUUUGCAGCCGCGAAAAUGAUAGGAUCCAGAGGUCUAUUGGGGUUGUCAUGGCCUGAUUUAGAUAUGUUGCCACUGGGAUGGCUUACUGAUCCGGGUUCUAACGAAGGUCCACACAGGAAAUGUAACCUGAAUUUAGAUGAGCAGAGAACUCAGAUAACAUUGUGGGCUAUGGCGAAGUCCCCACUUAUGUUUGGAGGAGAUAUGAGAAAGCUUGAUGACACCACGUAUAAUCUCAUCACAAAUCCUACCGCUCUGGAAAUCAAUGCUUUUAGCUCAAAUAACCAGGAGUUUCCUUUUGUUACGGGUUCUCCUCCUAAAAGCGACCCCUCAUCACAUUCAGGACAUGAGAAAUAUUAUCGGAGACCUCAAACAAGUUCUUUGGCUCUUGUGAGCUGCAAAGAAACUAAAGCAAAAGGCUGGGUGGUUCAGUCUGUUGACCAGGAUCUUGACCAAAUAUGCUGGAAGAAUAGUUUUGAACUUGAAGCACCCUUCUGCCUAUACAAAAUAAAGGCACGAGUUACAUCAGAUGAAGAGGUCUAUGCAACAAAGUAUUACGGCAAAACUCAUCUACUAGCAACUAACAGAACAGCACUUUGCAUCGACGCUUCUCCAAAAAAGAGGCUUACUUCAAAAGAAUUCAAGAGAGGCUCUCUAUCUCCAUGCAAAAGGGAUGCCAACCAGAUGUGGGACUUAAGAAUUAAUGGUACUCUAGUGAACAGUUAUUCUGGUUUAUGUGCCACUAUAAAGACAGUUGAAGCUAAAGCUGUUCCGGAAGGGAUUCGGUCAUGGAUUGCAACUGGAAGAAAAGGAGAAGUUUAUCUCGCCUUUUUCAAUCUGAACCAAGGGAAGACAAUAAUGACGAUGCGCCUGUCGAACCUGGGAAAGGUACUCCCUGGUGUAAAAUUCAGAGCCUUAUCCAGAUGCAGAGAAGUUUGGAGCAGUCGAGGCUGUCAUAUAAGUAAAGGGUCAAUUUCCAUAGACGUAAAAGCGCAUGGAGCUGCAUUACUUGUUCUAACUUAACAAGAAUGCAUGACAAGAAGUCGUCUGGUUUGUUAUAGGGUUCAGAUUCUAUAAGAUCCUGGAGUUCUUAGUUCUAGGUCAUCGGAUACAUCCAAGUUUUUGCGUGUUCUAGUGCUUUUCCACUUGAGGUUUCCUUCUGAUGAAUCCAAAUGUUUUUCAAUGGCAGGAUUCGUCAAAGCCUGAGGAGGAGGUUUAUGGGGGGUGGGAAAGAGGUCACUCCCUCUUUUUCUCUACUUGCCAAAACAAAGUUCAAAAAUAUAAAGUUCAUUUUUUCAUGUUGUCCA